Hibiscus syriacus is the source of this 2259-nucleotide messenger RNA. RefSeq names its product hydroxyproline O-galactosyltransferase GALT4-like. The coding region runs from base 120 to 2120 and encodes 666 amino acids. The transcript has 7 exons. The record is from RefSeq and is a predicted model, not a curated record. Gene Ontology annotation, cellular component: Golgi membrane. Lineage: Eukaryota; Viridiplantae; Streptophyta; Magnoliopsida; Malvales; Malvaceae. Gene Ontology annotation, molecular function: galactosyltransferase activity; carbohydrate binding.
ACACCCAAAUUCUCUUGGUUUACUCUCUUCUCUGCGAAUCAAAUAUAGGGUUUCAGCUCUUCACCCAUUUCCAUAAACCCAACCCACAGAAACCAACGCCUUUUCUUUUCAAGUAAACGAUGAAGAGAGCAAAAUUUGACUCGUUAGUGUCGCUGAGUCGACUUAGGCUGGUUCAGUUCUUGAUGGGGUUUUUGUUCCUCUACCUUCUGUUCAUGAGCUUCGAAAUCCCGCUGGUUUUCAAAACUAGUUCCGCGGGUUCCUAUACUGACGCAUUGCUCAGACCUUUGUUUCUCGAGAGCGAAGAGGACUUCACCGACAAAUCGGCACUUGCUCGGCCGGACGAUGACCCGAAACUCGUCCACCAAGCCGGAAGCCGGACACCUCCGCGGAGAAUGUCGGAGUUCAAGACUGUGUCGGGUCUUCUUUUCAACGAAAGUUCUUUCGCCACCAAUGAUUCUAUGGACGAGUUCUCGGUGCUCCACAAAACAGCGCUACACGCCUUCGUUGUCGGCAAGAAACUCUGGGACGACCUCCAGUCGGCUCAAAACAAAUCCAAUUCAGAAUCCGACCAGAAAAAUCAAAUGAAAAACCGAACCGAAUCAUGUCCAGAAUCAAUUACCUUAUCGGGGUCGGAGUUCGUGAACCGGGGCCGGGUCAUGGUCAUCCCCUGCGGGUUAACAUUAGGAUCCCACAUUACGGUUGUCGGGAUGCCGCAUUGGGCGCAUGCAGAGGAUGAUCCAAAAAUUGCAGUAUUGAAAGAAGGGGAUGAGUCAGUGAUGGUAACGCAGUUUAUGAUAGAACUGCAAGGGUUGAAGACUGUGGAGGGCGAGGAUCCGCCUCGCAUUCUUCAUUUUAAUCCGAGAUUGAAAGGGGAUUGGAGCGGGAAGCCGGUGAUCGAGCACAAUACUUGUUAUCGAAUGCAGUGGGGAUCUGCACUGAGGUGCGAAGGGUGGAAGUCUAGAGCUGAUGAGGAAACAGUUGAUGGACAAGUGAAGUGCGAGAAAUGGAUUCGAGAUGAUGACAAUGGCUCCGAAAACUCAAAGGCUACAUGGUGGUUGAAAAGAUUGAUAGGCCGAAAGAAUAAGGUCGCAUUUGAUUGGCCGUACCCUUUUAUGGAGGGAAAGUUAUUUGUUCUCACAUUGAGUGCUGGAUUGGAGGGUUAUCAUAUCAAUGUCAAUGGGCGUCAUGUUACCUCAUUCCCGUAUCGAACUGGAUUUUUGCUUGAGGAUGCUACUGGGCUAUCUCUAAAGGGUGACCUUGAUGUUCACUCCGUAUUUGCUGCUUCCUUGUCCACUUCUCAUCCAAGUUUUGCUCCACAAAAACAUCUUGAGAGGUUGAGUAAAUGGAAGGCACCUCCACUUCCCGGUGGAAAUGUAGAGCUUUUUAUCGGAAUCCUUUCUGCUGGCAAUCAUUUUGCAGAGAGGAUGGCUGUGAGAAAGUCCUGGAUGCAGCAUAACUUAUUAAAGUCUUCAAAAGUAGUUGCUCGUUUUUUCGUAGCACUGAAUGGAAGAAAGGAUAUAAAUGUGGAACUGAAGAAGGAAGCAGAAUAUUUUGGUGAUAUUGUUAUAGUUCCUUACAUGGAUAACUAUGACCUAGUUGUACUUAAAACAGUUGCCAUCUGUGAAUAUGGGGUCCGUACGGUGGCUGCAAAAUACAUUAUGAAGUGUGAUGAUGAUACAUUUGUCCGGGUGGACCCUGUGAUUAAGGAAGCAAAGACGCUUGGAAAUAAAAGCCUGUAUAUAGGAAAUAUAAAUUACUACCACAAACCCCUACGAGACGGUAAAUGGGCAGUAACGUAUGAGGAAUGGCCAGAAGAAGAAUAUCCUCCCUAUGCGAAUGGUCCAGGGUACAUAUUCUCAUCUGACAUUGCACAGUUUAUCGUAGAUGAGUUUGAGAAACACAAGUUGCGACUAUUCAAGAUGGAAGAUGUGAGCAUGGGGAUGUGGGUGGAAAAAUUCAACAGUUGGAAAGCAGUGGAGUAUCAACAUAGCACGAAGUUUUGCCAGUUCGGAUGCAUAGAGGAUUAUUACACCGCUCAUUACCAAUCUCCGAGACAGAUGAUAUGCAUGUGGGAUAAAUUACAGAAGCAAGGAAAGCCCCAAUGUUGCAACAUGAAAUGACAGCCAUUGAAGAAAGAAAUUAAUAGAAAAUAGUUUUCACUUACAAGUUCGAGUAAGGUAAACAGAGAGAACAAAUUUUGCGGUCAUGGUAGAUCUCUGUAUAAACGAGGGGCAUUUCUUACUCCAUCUCUUCCAUUUC